AGGCCCACCGACGGACAUCGAUCCCAGGGACCACAACGGAGGUAACCUAUUACGAGCUGGAUACAGCGAUGUACCAAUCGCCGCCGCGGGUUCCUACUUCGACCCCCCGGAUUCCUGUUGUUGGUGCGGCAGCGAAGAGAAAGGCAGCAACACCAGCACCUCCCAGCCAGCCAAGGAGAAGCAGUGGAAGAUACAGAUUAGGAAGAUCAAGCCCAGCUUCCGGCAUUGCGUGCAGGGGGACACGCGUGACCCAGCGACGCUGAAGGGGAAGUUCCUGAACCAAGCCUGGCAACAGCUGACUGAUGGAAGUCAUAUUGAAGUAGUCUGCUGUUUGACUGUGAUUAUUUCAUGGCAGACAGCUAUGAAGUGGCAAUUAUUUGACAGUUGACAGGGAAGAGCAUGUAGUUUGUUUGUGAUAAUUCCAGCCCAUGCAGAAGUAGACUAGUGCUUUUUGUGUAAAAUGGGUGUAUUCCGGCCAGGUUUAGUGGGUGUGUUUGUUUAAACCAAUAUCGUGGGAGAAAGAGCUGGACAACAGGGGUUGCCCUUUUCAGGGUAUGUGUCCCCCAGGCAGGCAAAGGUACAUACAAAAAUCCAUGGGCCUGCUGAUAUUAAUAAAAAUGUGAUAGCCUCUAAGGAUAUAUAGAAACAUACAGCGAAAUUAAUUGUGAUCUGUGGCCGGCUCAGGAAGGACACUCGGGACUCGUCUUGACCAUACGGCGCCACGGCUACCACCGACAAGCGAUCCUGUUGCGAGAUAUGGAUAGCCAGACAAUCCACAGGAUUACGGACAAGUCAUCCCUGCACUGAUGCAACGGAGGAGCGAAGUCCCAAACUUGUCAGCAACACCCCUCAUCAGCUCGCCGUAGACGCAACCUCACCUAGGACAGAAAGAAGAAAAAAGCCAUGAUGUGGUGCUGUGCAUUAUUUUGGUUUAUGACUCCGCCUCUUCACGGCCCGCGCUCUUUGAUUCGCGGUGGAAAGUGUGCAGUAGCUCGGACAAAAAACAUGAUUGUGUCGUAACUUCACGUUUACCAGGAAAGAAAAACAGAUGCAUAUCUUAGCAUUUACAUGAACGUUUUGCAAAGCUGUAGCAGAUUCAUUAUAAGAUACAAGAUAACGAAGCAAUUUGAAUUAUGGAUAAAUCUGCUGUAGAGGAAGACAUUGAGGAGUUAGAGAAGACUAUUCUAUGUAUAUGUUCAGAUGCAGCUUCCACUGAUGCCUCUUGCUCUUUAUAUGAAACAGUAGACAAUUUGACCGACAUGUGCAGUGAAUUAGAAACUGAACAGAGUAUUAAAAGUGAAGUUGAUAAAGGAAUUCAGUGUGAUAGAUCUAUUAGCGAUACAUCAGUGUUCCUUGGUCAAAAUCAUGAUGAGACUAGAAGUCAGGCAGAUAUAGAAAAGGAAAUCUUGGUUUUUACGCCAAUAAAAUGUGAUCAGAGCUCUAAUUUGCUGACACCUGUUGCAAGACGCCAGCAUGAAAACACUAUGCCUGUUUGGAAACUACACAGCACACCAAACCCACAUGAUGAUUCAGAUGAUUCCACACCCAAGUCGCAAACAAAGGAUUCUUCAGAAGACAAAUUUCAUGUCUUCUCAGUGGACACAACAGAUUCAAUUUCAGUUAUUGAAAUAUCAGAUGCAACAUUGGAGUCUGAUUCUGUGGAUUGUAUUGAAAUAUCGGAUGAUACUUUUGAGAAGACUUUUGAGGAACUCUUGCAAGAGGUCACUCUUCUUUGUGAUGAGCACACAGCAAAGACUGGAGAAACGAGAGACAUGUUCCAACAAGAGUCAGCUGCUGAGAACCAGAUCAGUCGGAUUGACCUGGAACAGCUGCUGUGUUCUUCACCAAAGGUCAAAGCGAAAGAUAUUGUCAUUGAUGGAAGGUCAUCUCUGUCUGUGUCACAGGUAUCGGAUCCUAAUUUCUUCAGUGAUGCAAUAGUAAGAAGUGAUUUACCUGAAGAUUCGAGUCCAGGUCGGUUUAAAGGUGUUGAUAAGAGUCAGCAUGUUUAUGAUGAGACUCUUGUAGAUGAUUUGGCUGAUGCAAGUGUUGACAUCUUGGGACUUGACACAUUUUCCUUCAGUGAUGAUGAAGAUGAUAAUCUUGACGACCUUGACACCACUGUGAUAAAUAUUCUACAGUCAGAGAAAACUCUGAGGGAAGCUGAAGUGUCUGAAAGAACAACUGAAAGUAGCGAAUCAACUGCAUCUGUUUGUGAAAAAACUGUUUCUGAUAGUGGAUCAACCAGGUCCAUCUCUGCGGAUAGCACUGUGCCCAUUUCACAUGUCAAACCGUUCAUAAUAGACAAAGAAAUUGAAAGUGAGAAACUAGAAGUUGAUAAUGAAUCAAAGCCUUUAGUCAUAGAGGGUGAAAUAACAUCUGCUUCAAGCUUGGGUCUUCAACAAACAUCAGAUGAGGUGAAGCAAAGUGGACAAGUGACAUCGCCAGCAAAGACUACUGUUAAAAAGGAGGACAUUCUUAUUCAGAGUUCACUUGUAGCUGAAAGACAAAAUCUACUUGAGGAGACUGAGCUGAUGCAGCUUGUUAAGGACAAAUGGAAGACGUCUGGCAUCCAAAGACCUGACAUUAACCUCACAAAAUGUUCUAGACUCCACAAAACACAGAAAGGUUGUUUUAAUCAGGGUCUGUUGGAAGGUGAACAAAGAAUUCCACCACUGAUUAGAACUGUUAACAAUUACAUGUACACUCAAUCUGACGUAGAUCCAACUGACUUACCAGAAGCCAAACGUCGGUGUAUUGAGGGUGUUAAUAAAUGCUCUGUUGGACAAAGUACAGAAGAGUUAUUAAAGAGCUUAAAGGGACAGCUAGAUGAAAUCAACAAGGAAUGGGAGAAAAAACUGAAUUUUCUCCACCAGCAGGAAGUGGAGAAGGAAUCGGAUCUGAGGUACAAGCACUCUGUUGUGGUCCGCUCCCUUCACGUGAGACAGCAGCUUGAGCUGCAGAGCCUGAAGGAACAGUUGAUCUACAACCCAUUCUUGCUGCAGUUCAGAAUUCUUCAGCUUCACCAAGAGCAUACCUUUCAGGCACACCGUCUUCGAGAUGUACACAGAAACGAAAUGGCCGGACUUCGCAGUGAGGCUUUCAAAAGACAUGCUACCGAACAAGACCGCUAUUUGCGUUUGUUCAACCAGUUGAAUGGCAUGAUCAAGACUUUUGAAAACAAAGAUGUUGUAAAUAUAAUUUCCAAAGAGGGGUCUUAUGUUGCUGUGGAUUUGUGGAAAGGACCAUGCAGGUCCAACAAGCAGACAAAAAGCUUGGUGAAAGUUUGCCUUCCUGCCGAUAUUGCAUCUUACAUUAUGAGAGAGGAUGAAAUAUAUGACAUGUUUUAUACAUACUGAUAGAAUUUUUUGUGACUUCAGCAAAUCUUUAGUUAUCUGUAUUACUUACUAUAACAAUUUGUGUUUUCAGUAUAUUAAGAAGGCAAUCAGGCAAAACAUAUCCCAGGAUGUAUUAAGUUAAUAAGACCAUAUUCAGAUGUAUUAAUGUAUAUAUAGGGUGUAUAGUUCGUGCCAUUAUAUGUAUUAUGUUUAUUGAAAGGUCCUGACUAAUUGAUGUCAUGAUUCUAUGGUGAGGUUGGAACAGUGGUUUAAAAAGUCUGAAUAGUCGCUAAAAGUUUGCAUGAAACUUAAGAAAAUCUCAAGUAUGUUUUUAUUAUUUAUACAAUUAGAAUAGACCCCCAGCAUUAAUUUUCUUACCAUUACACACCAUUCUUUGAUAUUCUUUUUCUGCAAGUAUGUACUCACUGAUCUGGGUAACAAGUAUUUAUUACUCUCCAGUUUAACACUCCGAGGCUGGGUUACACAGUGUUUUUUUGUGUUUUUGUAUGAUGGGCAGUUUGUAAAUGCAUCUGUAGUGUUUUUCCUAGAAACUUGGCACAGUAUGGUAGACUAAACACUUUUGGGGCAUUGUUAUUUAAAAAAAAAAAAAAAAAAAAAAUGAUUGAAAUAAAAAUAAAUUAAUUAUUGAAAAAGUCUCGUUUAAUCUCAGGCCGGGUGGAUGGGAUGUAGACCAGUGGUAAAGCACUUGCUUGAUGUGCAGUCAGUCUGAGAUCGAUCCCCAUCAGUGGGCCCAUUAGGCUAUUUCUCGUUCCAGCCAGUGCACCACGGGUGGUAUAUCAAAGACUAUGCAGGGUUCGCACGCAUCCUGGAAAACCCUGGAAAGUGCUUAAUUUUAUUUUAUUUUUUACCCUGGAAAGUCCAUAAAUGUCCUGGAAAAGUCAGUUUACCUCCUGGAAAUUUGAAAAAAAAAAUUCUAAUUUUUUUUUAGUGAUGUUACAAAUACAUAAAUAAUCGCGUUUGACUUAGGUACCCCUCCCCCAAAAGAAAAAAAGAAAAAUCCCCACAAAAACAAUACCUAAACGCAUCGAUGAUUAUAAUGAGGUCGACUGCCAUUGGUCAGUUGUUGAUCAGGAAAUACUGUGUUGGUUUAUUUGGUCUAUAGAUAGGCGUAGUGGUGCUCGUUAGGGCACGAGUAGAUACUCUUAAUUGAGAUGGCGACACAAUUCUUCAAGCAUGGAAUCCGGAUAAAAAUAUAUAUACCAGUAUGACAUUAAAAAAAAGAAAAAGAAAAACGGGUAGAUGUGUAAAUCACUUCUGCGAAAAUGCCUAACGGAAAGUACGUUUAACGACAGGUGGCUAAAAAUUUUUUUUUUUUAGAAAAACAAGCACGCGUCUGACGUCAUAUAAGUUGACUACUUGCAUGUAAAUAAUUUUAUGGACCUGUUAAAUCCCGACAAAUUGGAGUAACUGAAUAAAUCCAUUUAGCUCGUAAACGUUAAUUAAACAGUGUAUAAUUAAGUAGGAAUUAACACCUCACAAAGUGAGCUAUCGCUUUAACAAUGGCCCACCGCUUGGGUCUGAAUCCUGUGCGGCGAGUCGUGACCAUGAUUAAUCAUUUGACCGGAAAGAAGCCCAUAUCUUUAAAUAAACCCAAUCGAUGUAACGUGAGAUUAAGAAUGAGUUUAACACCAUAGAAAUUUGCAAAGGUCUCCUUUCAAUAAUCGUAACAGUGUUGUUUCUUUUGGUGGUGUCGCCUAUGUUUAUUCGAUCUACUUGAGCCAAGCCAAAACAAAGGAGAUGUAUAUUUCAGAAGGCGCACGUGCAACACGCUUUGAUUUAGCAGCUGAGCUUCAGCUGCAAGAAUUUAAUUGACAACUAAUUUACACAAGGAGGUGUGGACAAGACCGGUUUAGAUCACACCAAUAAUUAUAAACGUUCUAAGCUGUUUCAUACUUGUUUGUGUGUGUGUGUAUAUAUAUAUAUAUAUGUGUGUGUGUGUGUGUGUGUAUAAAAAGGUAAAAUAGUCCUGGAAAAUGAACGAAAAUAGCCCUUAAAAGUCCUGGAAAAUGAAACCAUUUGAAGUGUAUGAACCCUGCGAUGGUAUGUGCUAUCCUGUCGGGUGGUGCAUACAAAAGAUCCCUUGCUACUGAUGAAACAAUGUAGUGGGUUUCCUAUCUAAGACUCAAAAUUACUAAAUUUUUGACAUCCAAUAGCUGAUGAUUAAUGAAUCAAUGUGCUCUAGUGGUGUCGUUAAACAAAACAAACCUUAAUCUCAGGGCAGCAUAUCGCUCUUGAUGUAGACUAUUGAGUCAUGGUACCCUAUCAUGCUAAAAGAAUAGGGCCUCGUAAGUUGUACAAUAAAAUAUGUUUGCAAUCAGUCAUGCUAAAACAAGCUAGGGAAAACACUAACACAGGUGGUGUUUUAACCUGCUUAAAUCAGUGUUGGUUUUAAGUUGUAUAAAAAAAUAACAGGAUUAGUGUCUCUGGCCUAUGACGUCAGGAAAUUUUAAAACUGCUUGAUGGCAUAUUAGCGGCAAACAACCUAUUUAGAUUGAUGGAGAUCAUACAUUGGUUGUAUAUAUACUAAUUGUUAUAUUUUGCAUGAGUAAAUAAUAUAAUAAGGCAAGAUUGUAGCUUUAAUAAUGUGAUAGAUCUGUAUGCAAUGAACAUUGUGCCAAAGAUAAUGACCAAGUCUAGUUACCUCUUGGGGGCCAUUUUAUUUGAUGAUGAGGAUGGUGAUGAUGAUGAUGAUAAUGCAAUAACAACUGAUGGUGAUAAAACAGGUUGUAUAUAAAUGUAAUUUGUUUUCCAUUUUGGAUUAUUAAAUAAUAUAAUAAUAUUUUUAGGCAAGAUUGCAGUUUUCACAAUGAUAGGACUACAUGUACAUGUGAUACUUAUGGAAUGAACAUUGUGCCAAGUAUGAUGACCAAGUCUAGUUACUUUUUGGGAGAUGGUUUAUUUGAUGAUGAUGUUGAUGAUAUAACCACUGAUGGUGAUAAAACAUGUUCUAUAUAAAUCAGGGGUGGGAAUUCUCAUUGGAUCAGUUGUUUCCUCUCAUGGAACAUUGCGUUUCCUCGCAUUUUAAUCGUCCUUUCCUCCAAAAUGUGUCAGAUGACACAGAUUUUAACCUAGGAUUUCAAGAAUUUCCAGGACCCCUCUAGAUUUCCUCUUUUUUUUUUUACAGUUCACCAAUUUCCACCAAUGAUCAAUGUAUUUUCUUCUGUUUUGCAUUAGUAAAUAAUAUGUGGUAAGGUGAGAUUGCAGCUUUGACAAUGAUAGGACUGAUGAUAAUCCUUUUAUGUGAUGACCAGUGUACCAACGAUAAUGACCACGUCUAGUUACUUCUUUGGGGACAGUUUAUCUGAUCACAAUAAUUUUAAACUGCUAUAUCAAGGAUUUGAGAAAGCAUUUAUACCAUUACAUUGUAAUCACUGUUAUAUUUAAUUUACUGAGCUAUCCAUUCCUUUUGUCCAUUAAAGGUUUUUGUUUCUAUUUAUUAUCAUAUCAGAUAUUUCUAUAUUGUACACAUUUGUUUUUGUAAAAACAUUUUAGAUAUGUAUUAUGCUGUUGAUAUUGAUACACCAAUGUAAACCAAAACUAUUAAAGAAAUUUCAGUUGU
Gigantopelta aegis is the source of this 6915-nucleotide messenger RNA. RefSeq names its product dentin sialophosphoprotein-like. Bases 1134 to 3356 code for a protein of 740 amino acids. The transcript is spliced from 3 exons. Lineage: Eukaryota; Metazoa; Mollusca; Gastropoda; Neomphalida; Peltospiridae. The record is from RefSeq and is a predicted model, not a curated record.